Bactrocera dorsalis (oriental fruit fly) is the source of this 683-nucleotide messenger RNA. Its product is annotated as NPC intracellular cholesterol transporter 2-like. Gene Ontology annotation, molecular function: sterol binding. The coding region runs from base 90 to 551 and encodes 153 amino acids. The record is from RefSeq and is a predicted model, not a curated record. The transcript has 3 exons. Gene Ontology annotation, biological process: intracellular cholesterol transport. Lineage: Eukaryota; Metazoa; Arthropoda; Insecta; Diptera; Tephritidae.
UGAACGGUUAGUUAGCAGUUGCAGUUCAUACCUCUUAAAGAGUUACUACUUGUACUACAGAACACUUUCAAUUUUAAUUAAAAGGAAAAAUGUUUCGUUUAACUGCUGCGUGCUUGGCGCUUUUCUUAGCCUCGGUUUCGGCCACGAAUGUGAGACAAUGCACAAAUGGUAGACCUUUCCCUUUGAGCGUUGAAAUCGAGGGAUGUGCGACCAUGCCCUGCAAUGUGGUAAAGGGCAGUACAGCGGUCAUGAAAGUCAACUUCGUGGGCACACGCGAUAAUAUCAAAUCCAUCAAUGGUGUGGUCCAUGCUACCGCUUUGGGGCUAACAGUGCCCUAUCCAUUGCCCGACGAUGUUGCCGAUGUCUGUCGCAAUUUGUUGUAUGGUGCCUCAUGCCCCAUCGAUGAGUCCGAGGAUGUUGUAUACAACUUCAAUUUCUACAUUGAUCCCUCUUACCCAGAAGUCAGUGUGAAAGUCGAAUUGGAUUUGGUUGAUGAAGACAAGCAAUCCGUGGCCUGUUUCGUUACCGAUAUUAAGGUACAAAAAUCUUAAGAUGAAAAUGGACUAGAACUACAAAAAUAUUGAAAAAUUUAAGUUAAAAAUGGAAUGAAUUUUAUUAUGUAAAUUAAUGUACCUUCACACUUAUUUGUUGCACUAAUAAACCAAUUAUAAAUUGUAAAUAAA